CUUUGACUCUGCCGGGCUGUGCCUAGCUCCUUAUCCAUGGGGCACAUGCCCUCUUAGUUAUAAAGCAAACACUAAAUAUCCCUCCGGCCUUUUCUUCCAUAUUUGCCUCUUUAGACAACGCCUUCCACUCCUUUGAGGCUUUUGUGAUUUCACUCUUUUAUCCGAAUCUCCCACUUGAACAUUCUAUCGCUAUUCCCAACCUUAUAUAUACAUAUCAGUCAUAAUGCGCUUCUUCACCACCCUCGCUAUCGCCGCCAUGGCCGCCGUCGCCUCGGCAAACAGCAAGGCUAACCCCUUCAGCAUUCCCACCGAUGGAUACACCUUCAAGGUCGGCGUGCCUACCGCCCUGACAUGGAAGCCUACCACCCAAGGCACUGUGAGCCUGAUCCUGCAGUGGGGAGCCGUGAUCAGCGGCAACUCCGGAACUGUCAUUGCCUCGAACCUCGCCAACGACGGCAGCUACACCUGGGAUGUGCCCUCCAAGCUGGCCGCCCAGCCAGACUACACCAUUAAGAUCGUCUCGGACGAUGAUAGCAACGACUACAACUACAUUGGCCGUUUCACCGUCGAGGGCUCCACCGUCUCUGUCACUUCUUCCACUGCCAGCUCGUCCACCACGUCUACUUCCACCGAGUCAUCCACCGAGUCAUCUACCUCGGCCACCCGCACCACCACCUCGAAGUCGACCUCGAGCUCUUCGGAUGUCUCCACCAGCUCCCCCACCACCAUGACCACCGCUUCCAGCACUGUCGCCACUACCUCCGCCUCCGCUACCGAGACCUCCAGCUCUGCCGCGUCCACCUCGGCCAGCGCCAGCUCCUCCGCAUCCCAGAGCGCCGUGCCCACCACCAACGCUGGUAUCGCCAACCGUGUCUCCGGUGGCAUGCUUGCCCUCGUUGCCGGUGCUCUGAUGCUGUAAAUUACUAUGCAUACAGAUGUUGUCACGAACGAGACCUUGUUCGAGAGUCACGUUGACAUGCUUUAUUGAUAUAUACAUAUAUAUUUUUUUUCUUCUCUUCUCCGAUUGGCUGUAUCUUGAAACAGCCAAUUAAUUUGUGUUAUUGCCUCUGUCCCUUUUCCCGGGUGCAGCUGUACAAAACAUUCCGGUCUUUGACUACGGUCGGGGUUGUGGGUUUGUUAUUAUUUGAUUCUAUAUUAUUGUGUGUGGCCAGCGUUAAUGACUGUAUACUUCCUACAAUCUACUUUCUAUAAUUGUGUAUUCUCUUCUGUAUAUAUCUGACCAGAUCUGUCAUAACGACAGUGGGGGAAAUCAUUAAUUUGGAUAAUCCCGCGUC
Penicillium samsonianum is the source of this 1295-nucleotide messenger RNA. RefSeq names its product GPI anchored serine-threonine rich family protein. NCBI's taxonomy places the organism in Eukaryota, Fungi, Ascomycota, Eurotiomycetes, Eurotiales, Aspergillaceae. Bases 224 to 919 code for a protein of 231 amino acids. The transcript is spliced from 2 exons. The record is from RefSeq and is a predicted model, not a curated record.